This is a messenger RNA of Balaenoptera acutorostrata (minke whale), 1023 nucleotides long. RefSeq names its product interleukin 1 beta (gene IL1B). NCBI's taxonomy places the organism in Eukaryota, Metazoa, Chordata, Mammalia, Artiodactyla, Balaenopteridae. Gene Ontology annotation, molecular function: interleukin-1 receptor binding; cytokine activity. Gene Ontology annotation, biological process: regulation of nitric-oxide synthase activity; cytokine-mediated signaling pathway; positive regulation of gene expression. Bases 71 to 871 code for a protein of 266 amino acids. The record is from RefSeq and is a predicted model, not a curated record. The transcript is spliced from 7 exons.
GGCACAACAAGCCACUCAGGGAUUCUAUUCUCUCCAGGCAGCCUUCAUUGCCCAGGUUUCUGAAGCAGCCAUGGCAACAGUACCCGAACCCACCAACGAAGUGAUGGCUUACUACAGUGAUGAGAAUGACCUGCUAUUUGAGGCUGAUGGCCCCAAACAGAUGAAGUGCUGCGUCCAACACCUGGACCUCAGCUCCGUAGGAGAUGGGAGCAUCCAACUGCAAAUCUCCCACCAGCUCUACAACAAGAGCUUCAGGCAGGUGGUGUCGGUCAUCGUGGCCAUGGAGAAGCUGAAGAGGAUUCCCUGCUCACAGGCCUUCCAAGAUGAUGACCUGAGGAGCAUCUUUUCACUCAUCUUUGAAGAAGAGCCUGUCAUCUUUGAAACGUACGCUGAUGAUUUUCUGUGCGACGCGGGUGUGCAGUCGCUGAACUGCAAACUCCAAGACAAAGAGCAAAAAUCCCUGGUGCUGGCUGGCCCAUGUGUGCUGAAGGCCCUCCACCUCCUCGCGCGGGACAUGAACCGAGAAGUGGUUUUCUGCAUGAGCUUCGUGCAAGGAGAUGAAAGUGAAGACAAGAUACCUGUGGCCUUAGGCCUCAAGGAAAAGAAUCUAUACCUGUCUUGUGUGAUGAAAGGCGAUAGGCCCACCCUGCAGCUGGAGGAGGUAGACCCCAAAACUUACCCAAAGUGGAAUAUGGAAAAGCGAUUUGUCUUCAACAAGACAGAAGUCAAGAAUACAGUUGAAUUUGAGUCUGCCCUGUACCCCAACUGGUACAUCAGCACCUCUCAAGCAGAAGAAAAGCCCAUCUUCCUAGGACGUUCCAAAGGUGGCCAUGAUAUAACUGACUUCACCAUGGAAAUCAUCUCUCCCUAAAGGAAGCUGUACCCAGAGUUCAUAUGGGCUGAAUGACCCCGAGGGUUGGCAGAAGGGGAAUGGAAGAACAUGGCUGCAGCCCGAACUUCACUGUUGUCUAAUCAAUGCCCAACUGCCCUCCGUAUUCGUGCUAGGAGAUCUCCUGCCCACCA